Molecule: messenger RNA, 2800 nt
Organism: Nilaparvata lugens (brown planthopper)
Lineage: Eukaryota; Metazoa; Arthropoda; Insecta; Hemiptera; Delphacidae
Product: modular serine protease-like
Exons: 9
Coding region: 584-1666 (360 amino acids)
Biological process (GO): proteolysis
Molecular function (GO): serine-type endopeptidase activity
Source: RefSeq, a predicted model, not a curated record
UCAAGGAACUGAGUUUCCUAGGGAAGUAUGGUGCCAUACUUCCACACCAUACGAGGGUGCGACUCUAUAGUGUGGUCUGUGGUCAUAUUUAUUGAUAUUAAUUUUUUUCGCCGCCAACACAGGAUAUGUGAUAAAAACAAGGAGUAUAACAAGAUCUUCAUUUCCCAUAUUAUAUUCAGUUAUACUUGACCAGAGCUGAGGAUAAUAGGUCUUGUUCUAGUAAUUACAGAUUAAUUUUAAUAAACUACCCUAUUAUCAUCGUUUUGCCAGCAUUGAGAGCGAUCAUGAACAUAGGCUACAGGUUUUUCACAGUUAUUCUUGUUUCAAUCUCAGUUACAGAUGUGUUUUCUUCUGGAUCAAGAUUGUCAACCAAACAUGGAAAUGUUAUCAAAUCCAAACCAUUGAUGGGAACCAGAUCUUGUCAGAUACCAUCAGUACGAACACAAUCUAUUUCGAGAAGAAAUCCGAAUCGGAGAAAGAAAACCUACAGCCGAAUUCAGUAGUGGAUGGAAAUGGAGCAGUGGUGCACAUUGAAUGUGGUGAUGGAGCAAGAGAGAGUACCUCCUGGCAAGGAGAGCAUUACAUGGUCUGCUAUGAUGGGCAGUGGUACCCACCCAAUAAUGUGUGCAUUAAGCUCUGCCCAGCGUUGAGUUUUCCAAACUCGGUGUUCGAAUGCACUGUGAACGGUGAACCAGUGUCCUGUGAAAGGAACAUGCAACCACGCACGGUGGCCACACGAACAUGUAAAUCCGGCUACAGAGACGAAAGCCACAAUGCACCAAACAUCUGCAAAGACAAUGGAGAAUGGGAAUACAAACAUAUUGAUUGUUAUACAGAUUGUGGAGUCAUUGACCGUGACUAUCAAUCAAAUAACACUGAAUAUGAUGAUUUAUUGACUUUUCCUUGGAAAGCUGGACUGUACAUGAAAAAAGGUGACUCCAAUGAUUUUGAAUUUAUUUGCAGCGCUACUCUGUUAGAAACAGGAAACGUUAUAACAGCUGCCAGUUGUGUGAAAGAUAGUAAUGGAUCUCUAAUAAAUAGUGAUUUACUAAGAGUGGGAUUAGGAAAGAGUUACAUGCCUUGGAAUGAUCCUCGUGAUAUCCAUGCUCAAAAAUUUGAAGUGACUAGAGCUUCAGAUGGAUAUCUCCAUGCUUUGGUGAUUGGUAAUCAAAUUUCUAAAUUCAAGAAAUCCUUAGAGCUGUUUGAACCUCUGUCGUUCAUAUUCAUGAAAGGAGCAGUUGAUCUUAGUGCCUUCACUCGUGCCAUAUGUAUAGAUUCUAUAGGAUCAAAUAGCAAAAUAGAAUUUCUGGAAGGAGAGAUAUUCGGUUGGGACCGUGAUGGAAAUCAUGUAUCAUAUAAUAUCACACUCUAUACAAAUGAUUAUUGUAAGACUCUAAUAUUCAAUUUGAGAAACCGUGAUGCUGAAUUGGAGAAGGAGAUAAUGGAGUUUGGACGUUUCUGUACUGAUAGGGCUCUACCGGAUACUCUCUACGGUAGUUCCGUCAUGUACUAUGAUGAAGGAGAAAAAGUAUUCAACUUGGUCGGUGUUCUGAUAAGUGUUCAUGAAUCAAUCAGCAUUUUUCAAGGUUUGAGAGAUAGGGAAGCUUCACAGGCACUUCUUCAUUAUUACAAUAAUUUGAUAUCUCUGGUUGCCGAAAAGCAGUAGUUUGAUUAGGAAUUAAGUGGAGUGUGAAAGUGUGAAGUGAGUUCUAUUUUGUCAUGCAGCAUUUUAGUACCUACCUUUUAUUUUGUAGAUCUUUUUGUGAGACUGUACCUAUAUCUCAGGGAAUCAUAUUUAAGGUUAUUGUACUACACUAAAAUAUUGUUAAAGCAUUGAAGAUUCUUCUGCAUGAUAAAUAACUAUACUAUCAUCAUUGAUGAUAGUAAAGUAUUGGUCAAUGAAUAUUGAUCCAUGCUAUAUAAAUGACAAUACUGUGUAAUGCGCUCUGUCUAAAUUGUAGCUUUAGUACCUAGUUCAAACUAUUCCUAGAGAAAAGUUGUAAAAUAUUAAUCACUCUCUAUUCUACUACAGCUUUAGCCUCAUGUGUAUCCCGUUAUUCUACUUAUAUGAUACAAUAAUAAUAAUUUUUGAUGUUUGGGAUAUCAAUCAUUACCGUAUAAGAGCUUAAUUUUCUAUGUGUAUUUUAACUAUAAGACUGAGUAAUUAUUUAAGAUACGAAAUCGUAGUUCAAGAUGUAUAUCAUUCUCUCAAGCAAUAAGUUGAGACCUUGUCUUAAUUGCCCCUAUAUUUUAUAAUACAAUAUUUUAUAUUUUAUUCCAAUUCCACAUAAAUGCCGGUGACCUACAGCAACAUAAAAGUCAUAUUGCUAUUUGUCAAGAAGUCCAGUCCAAUCUUCUGAGCCUAGCAGGAUAUUCCACAGGAUAUUCCAGGUGUAGACUAAAUAUGAACAUCAUUACAUAAUAAAAUAUCAAUAAAAAUGCAAAAUGCGUAAUAAAAUGUUAGAUCAAAGUAUAGUGAAGACCAGCGACUCCCGGUGGGUCGAGACACUACGUGGGUUGCCAAAAGAUUUUUGGUGGAUCGCUGCGUGACUCUCCAAAAUCUUAAAAACGAUAAAAUAAAUCACUACAAUUUUUUUUUAAAGAAAGCAUAAUAGUUUUUUUGAAGAACGGAACUAAGAUACUUUGAAAAUUCAAGGAAGUAAAUAUUGCUAAUUCAUCAUAAUCACAUUAUGCCUGUACUAGGAAAACUUGCGUACUAUUUUUGAAAAAUCUAAUAAAAUCAAGUUAUAAGAUUGUAAUAUUGUCAAAAAUACAAGAAUAAAUUAUUGGUUCAAUAAAU